This is a messenger RNA of Lactuca sativa (garden lettuce), 1616 nucleotides long. RefSeq names its product aspartic proteinase 36. Gene Ontology annotation, molecular function: aspartic-type endopeptidase activity. The record is from RefSeq and is a predicted model, not a curated record. Gene Ontology annotation, biological process: proteolysis. Lineage: Eukaryota; Viridiplantae; Streptophyta; Magnoliopsida; Asterales; Asteraceae.
AUGUCGACGGUUUAUAUUACUGCCAGAAAUGCGGUUAUUUCAACAUUACUAGGCGUCGUUGUGUUGCUGCAGGCGGUUUCUGGGUUUCCGGCGAUUCUCACUCUGGAAAGAGCUUUUUCGGUGAAGCAUAGAAUUAAGUUGAGUGAACUUAGAUAUAGAGACAUUUUGAGACACGGUAGGAUGUUACUGAAGGAUACCUCUCCAAAAGGGGUUAUUGGGUUUGUUGCUGAAGGAAGUUAUGAUCUUCGUGUUGCUGGGUUGUAUUACACAAAAGUAAAACUGGGAACUCCUUCAAAAGACUAUUAUUUACAAAUUGACACCGGAAGUGACGUGUCAUGGGUUAGUUGCAGACCGUGCAAUGAUUGCCCAACAUCAAGUGGAUUUAACAUUCCUAUUACAUUGUAUGACCCUUCAAGCUCAUCAACAUCUUCUCCAAUCUCAUGUUCAGACCAAAGAUGUCCUCAAGCGAGUCAAACGUAUGAUUCUAGCUCAUGUUUGAAUAAUCAUUGCACUUACACAAUUCAAUAUGGAGAUGAUAGUGCAACAUCUGGUCAUUAUGUAUCUGACUUGAUGCAUUUUAAGAUUAUUGUUAGUGGUACCGAAACAGAAUUAUCAAAUACUUCAGCUUCAAUUGUAUUUGGUUGUGGCACAAUUGAAUCGGGGGUCUUAACCACACCUGAUAGCGCACUUGAUGGGAUUUUGGGAUUAGGUCAGCAAGGUAGGUCUAUCAUAUCCCAACUUUCUUCGCAAGGGAUUACUCCUAAUUCCUUCGCACAUUGUCUUGCUGAUGGAGGUGGGCUUUUGGUUAUUGGUCAACCAAUGGUGCCAUAUAUAGUAUUUACUCCAUUUGUUAAAUCACAGGGGUAUUAUAGUAUAAAUUUGCAAAGUAUUUCGGUCAAUGAUAAAAUGUUGUCAAUUGAUCCAUCGGUAUUUGCAAUAAAUGAUGAUAAAGCAGGAACAAUUGUUGAUUCAGGAACAACUUUGGCAUACCUCACGGAAGAGGCUUACACCCCUUUUGUAGAUGCAAUCACAAAGUCGGUUUCACUGUCCGUACAACCACAUACAUCAAACGGAAAUACUUGCUAUUCAAUUACUUCAAGUGUAUCUAAUAUAUUUCCCAUCGUAAGUUUGAACUUUGUCGGGGGUGCUUCAAUGCAUUUAAGACCUCAAGACUACCUUUCUCACCAAAGCUCCAAGAGUGGGGCUGAGGUGUGGUGCAUGGGCUUUCAGAGGAGUCACCAGAAAGGAAUCACUAUUUUAGGAGACCUUGUUCUUAAGGACAAGUUUAUUGUUUAUGAUUUGGAUGCUCAACGGAUCGGAUGGGCACGUUAUGAUUGUUUUUCAAUUGUACAAGUCUCCUCCAACUCAAGUAGCAGUAGCGGUGAAGCUGUAACCCCCAGUCAGAUUAGUGGUGGCAGAUCAUUGGGGAUUAGAAGUCAACAACAAAUUCCGGUCAUUGUUAUUUCCUCCAUAAUAUACCUGACUAUGAUGUUUAUUGGUUUUCAAGCUACUAGAAUGUCCCUUUAAUUUAAUAUGUAUGUUUUUAUUUUAGAAGCUAGUGGAUAUGAAAUAACAUUGUACUUGAAUUCAUAAAAGCAAAUACAUGUUCAUGUGAA